Molecule: messenger RNA, 4620 nt
Organism: Thecamonas trahens ATCC 50062
Lineage: Eukaryota; Apusomonadida; Apusomonadidae
Exons: 4
Coding region: 1-4620 (1539 amino acids)
Source: RefSeq, a predicted model, not a curated record
AUGGACCUGGCGUCGGCGUCGGCCUCUGGCGACAAGAUUGCGUGGCACGAGAAGACUGAUGGGGUCGGGUGUUUCGGGUCGCAGCAAGCGGUGAGCACGGUAGCACAGGAUGCGCAGUCGGUGAUUGCGGCUGACAUUGAUGGAGAUGGCGAUCUGGACCUGGCGUCGGCGUCGUCCGUUGACAACAAGAUUGCGUGGUACGAGAACACCGACGGAGCCGGGAGUUUCGGGCCGCAGCAAGUGGUGGUCAGCAGUGCAGCGAAUGGUGCGCGGUCUGUGAUUGCAGCUGACGUAGAUGGAGAUGGCGAUCUAGACCUGGCGUCAGCUUACUCGAACACCAUUGCGUGGUACGAGAACAACGACGGAGCCGGGAGUUUCGGGCCGCAGCAAGUGGUGAGCACGGCAGCACAGGGUGCAGCGUCUGUGAUUGCAGCUGACGUAGAUGGAGAUGGGGAUCUAGACCUGGCGUCGGCGUCGGCCUCUGACCACAAGAUUGCGUGGUACGAGAACACCGACGGGGCUGGGGCCUUUGGGCCGCAGCAAGUGGUGAGUACGGCUGCGGACGGUGCGCGGUCUGUAGUUGCGGCUGACAUAGAUGGAGAUGGGGAUCUGGACCUGGCAUCGGCGUCGGUCUCUGACAACAAGAUUGCGUGGUACGAGAACAUCGACGGGGCUGGGGCCUUUGGGCCGCAGCAAGUGGCGAGUGCGGCAGCACAGGGUGCAGCGUCUGUGAUUGCAGCUGACGUAGAUGGAGAUGGCGAUCUAGACCUGGCGUCGGCGUCGUCCGUUGACAACAAGAUUGCGUGGUACGAGAACACCGACGGAGCCGGGAGUUUCGGGCCGCAGCAAGUGGUGAGUACGGCUGCGGACGGUGCGUGGUCUGUAGUUGCGGCUGACAUAGAUGGAGAUGGAGAUCUGGACCUGGCAUCGGCGUCGAUAUCUGACAACAAGAUUGCGUGGUACGAGAACAUCGACGGAGCCGGGAGUUUCGAGCCGCAGCAAGUGGUGAGUACGGCAGCGUAUAGGGCGCAGUCUGUAAUUGCGGCUGACAUUGAUGGAGAUGGCGAUCUGGACCUGGCGUCAGCUUACUCGAGCACCAUUGCGUGGUAUCCGCGACGCUCUUACUUUACGAUGUCGAGACCCGCCACCAUCGCGGCGUCCGUCCCGGGCACUGUUGUGCUGAACGCGACGGCCGCCCGCGUACGUGGUGGCGUGCUGUUCAAUGUCCAGCCACCGCCCAGCAUGCUUCCGCCGGCCACAUUGAGUCUCGUCAACAUCACGAUCCUGAACAUGGGCUCAGGCUCCGACUCUAUCGUGGCAGCUCAAGGCCUCCGGGUCACUGGAUCCGGUGCCGUGCUGGAGCUUGAGAACUGCGUCAUCAAGUCGUCCACCGCCGACACAGCCAUCACUCGAUUUUUGGUCAACCCGGGCCUGGGCGGCGCCAUCGCUGUUACCAACGGUGGCACCCUGCUCGCCCGCAACACCACCUUUGAGCACUGCUCCGCGUCGAUUACAGGCGGUGCUAUUGUUGUCGACUUUGAAGACUCGAUUGCCCGCAUUUCCGGUGGUGCCCUGAUCGACAACUCGGCUGCCACGCACGGUGGCGCUAUUGCAGUCAUCAACGGUGGUCGUCUCGAGCUCGACGGAGUCCGCUUCGAGUCCAACGUCGCCGAGCUGGGAAGCGGGGGCGCCAUCUACACCGAUGCCAGUGCCCAUGUAACCAUCAACGACGCGGUGGUCAUCAACAACGUCGCCACGCUGGGUGGAGGUGUCUUUGUGUCGCCGGCCACUUCCCUUUUCGUUUCACGCGCCACCCUCUAUCACAACUCGGCGCGCGACAGUGGUGGUGGCAUUUAUGUGAGUCGGUCAGGUAGGCUCACCGCCAUGUCCACCACGCUGAACGCCAACUCUGCCGCCAAUUUCGGCGGCGGCAUUGCCCUCCGUCCUAGCGAUAACGUCACCCUCGACGACUGCACCCUGUCUGCCAACACCGCGGCCAUCGGAGGAGCCAUUGCCAUACUGGCCGAAAACCACAACAUCGAUGCAAUCAGCUCGACUUCUCACCUUCGUGUGAGCACAGUUGAUCCGCAUCCCCUCGCCCCUACCGCCAUUUUGACCAACACAGUCCUGAGUGGCAACCACGCAAACCGCGGCGGUGGCAUCUACGCCUGCGAUGGGCUCCUCUCGAUCGCGGGGCCGCACACCGUCUGGACUCGCAACACGGCCACUGUCUCUGGCGGCAAGGAUACAACGUCAAGAGACGCUUUUCUUUGUCUCCCGGCGCCUCCGUUUGGGUUCCUCUUCGACCGCGCCAGCACGUCUGGCAUCCCGUGGCUCUCGUUUGACUCGGUUGCCUUUGCACAACUGUCGUCGGCUGCCAUCGCCACGCCCCCGGCCGAACUCGAAGCGGUUGUCACUCCACCAGCCACGCUCCCCGUGGGCGAGCCACUGUUCGGCACUGUCGCCCUCCGCGACGCCUUCUUUAAUCGCGUCACGUAUCUUGAUGUUCUGGUCCGUCCCUCGAUCGACACGACGCCGAAUCUUGCUGAUCCUCUCGCCGAGUUCAGCAGCUCACCGCUCAGUGCCCUCAACGCAACAAGCGAGCUGCCAGUUAUCUCGUGGACGGUCAGCAUCCCAGCACCAUCGACGGCGUUUCACAUCGAACCUUUGUCAGGCAGGACGGCCCUUGUUCCGGCAGAUUGUGACCCGGGGACCUACCAGGCGACCGGCGGUAUUUGCAUCACAUGCUCAACCGCCGAGUUCUCCACCGUUGUCAACGCUGCCAACUGCACACGCUGCCCAAUCCGCACCACAUCGCCUGUCGGCUCCGCCAGCCUUGAGGCCUGCACCUGUGUUGUCGAUUCCUACGCCCUCUCUCACCCUGUCUCGCCUGAGAUUGGUUGCGUGGUGUGUCCGUCGGGCGCGAUCUGCGCUGGUGCAACCUCUCUUCCGCGCCCGGCACCUGGGUUUUACUCGUCGUCGUCGCCGAUCGAGUUCAUCGCGUGUGACAAGUCUCCGACGGAGGCCGUGCGCCGUUGUCUCGGCGACGACACGUGUGUGUCCGGUCGAAGUGGCCGUCUCUGCUCGCACUGCGCAGCGCAGCACUACGCAGUCUCCAACGGCGAGUGCAAGGUCUGCCCGGCAAUGACCGGUCCGGCCCCAGUUGUGAUCACCACCCUCAUCCUGCUUGGAGUUGCCCUGCUCCUUUUUCUCAUCCUACUCCAGCGAAGGACGGCGUCCUCCGCUUCCAUGCUCAUCUCCGCGCAGUCCUACGGCGCGCUGACCGGCACCGAGCCAUGUCACAUGCUCCGACAGACGCUGCGGUGGGCCCGGGUGCUUUGGCAGGAGAUCUCGCUGGCGAUGCUGGAGAUUGGCCUGCUCCUCGCGCUUGCGCUGCUCGGUCUCCGUGAAACAUUCGAGUUUGUAGUUCUCGGCCUCGGCCUCUCGGCCUUGAUCACCUACCUUGUUGUGGAUCGCGUCCGUGCUGUCCACACGUCCUCAGCCUCGCGGCGCCGCAAGAGCGCUCUCGCGCUCUCCGUUCCACUCGACGAUGUAGCGGGGUAUGCUCUUUACCGCUCGUCAUCGUCAUCAUCAUCGUCGUUGUCGAACGGGGGCGAGCCAGAUGCACUUUUUGAGGCGGUUGUCAAGACACUGGUGGUCCACUUGCAGACACUGGCUGCGCUGGUGGGUGUCUACGAUCAGGUCCAGUGGACCAAGUCGAUGGAGCUUGUCGCCUCGCUAGUCUCGCGGGCGACACUGCAGGUGACCGGCCUCGAGUGCAACGGCAUCGGUUUUGCAGGGGAGUACUAUCUCUUCUUAUUUCUUCUGCCCAUGCUUCUUGUGGCGCUAGUUGUCGCUGCUGUUGCCGUCCGGAUCCUCCUCGCGUCGACCGGAAGCACCAGUCAGAGUGCCGUUGUGGCCAGCACGGCGCAGUCCUGGCGGGUGCGUGCACUGGUGACAGCGACGGGCAAGUACGCGCUCAUCACGUUCUACUUUUUCGUCUUUCCCAUCGCAUCCAAAUCGCUGGCCAUGUUUGCAUGCGUUCCCGAGAAUGUCACCCGUCCGCGUGCGUCGUAUCUCGCCUCUGCGCCGUGGAUAGUGUGCUGGCGCGAGCGCCAUGUCCAGCUCGCAGUGGUUGCUGCAUGCGUGCUCGCAAUGAUGGCGGGCGCAUCGAUUGUAGUUGCGGCUCGAAUGCGGCAGGCCAUCGCCGACAGAGGAGUUGCCUCGACUUGCACCUUCCUCUACGCCGGCUUUACCGCAAAGGCGUGGUGGUUUGAGGGCGUGGUGCUCGGGCGGCGACUGGCUGUUGCAGUGUUUGCUUCCAUCCUGCCGCGCAGCUCGGUCUUUGUUGGGCCGAUGCUUCAGUGCGUGCUGCUGGCAUACUUGCUGGCCUUGCUUCUUGUCCGGCCAUACCGUUCCCGGCUUGCGCUGCAGCUGGAGAUGGGAGCAGCGGCGAUGGCUCUCGUAUCGCUCAUGCUAGUGUCGAGCAUGGCCGAAACGGGCGAGACGGCAUCAUUGGCGCUGAUGACGCUCAUGUUUAUUGCCGGCAACGGAUGUGUAGUCCUUGCUGGUGCCGCCGCGCUCUUCAUGCCCAUCAUCCAAGCCUUCCGCAUGAUGUAA